AUGUCUGGCUGCCACAGUGGUGGUGCUGGAGGUACGCCCAGGUGCAGGUUCGUUCGCCGUGCCAGCCACCUGAGCCCUCUCCCACCUCCGGUCCUUUCGACUAAAUCUCGACACUGGGCCCAGGUGGAGGAGGAGGAGGAGGAGGAGGAGGAGUGUGUGCAGCAGAUACAACGCAAGUCUGGCAUCACGACAGACGAACUGUCAUCAUAG
Molecule: messenger RNA, 210 nt
Organism: Spirometra erinaceieuropaei
Lineage: Eukaryota; Metazoa; Platyhelminthes; Cestoda; Diphyllobothriidea; Diphyllobothriidae
Source: the annotation of a GenBank genome assembly